Messenger RNA from Thalassophryne amazonica, 2034 nucleotides. RefSeq names its product syntaphilin (gene snpha). Gene Ontology annotation, cellular component: mitochondrion; cytoplasmic microtubule. NCBI's taxonomy places the organism in Eukaryota, Metazoa, Chordata, Actinopteri, Batrachoidiformes, Batrachoididae. Gene Ontology annotation, biological process: neuron differentiation. Bases 265 to 1773 code for a protein of 502 amino acids. The transcript has 6 exons. The record is from RefSeq and is a predicted model, not a curated record.
GCUGCUGUCGCUUUAAGAAGCUCGAUGCAGCAGACGCAGGCUCAGGCUCCUGUCCGGGACGCACGGCUGCAGGAUGGACUCUCGUCAGCAUCAGCAGCAUCUUUUCUCCCUCCUGCCGACGGGGACUCGACCCUUUCAACCUGGAGGAGCUUCUCCACGAUGCGCAACUUCCAGCGAUGCUGCCGUAAUGUGUUCAGCUGUAAAGGAUCCUAGCAUCUGUCGCUAAAGUACGGCCUGGAAAGGUGUGAGGUCUCUGGCACAUCAAUGUCUCUCACUCCGAGUCGGAAGCCCUCUUCAAGUCAGCGCAGGCGUUCAGUGGGCACUGGUGGUGGGAGUGGGCGAUAUUCCCAGAGUGAAACCUCGAGUACCAACACCUAUCCUGGUCGAAUUCGGGCAGCAGAGGGCCACCCCACAGUUCGCACAUAUCCCACUACGCCAAGGCGUCAGGUGAAGCAGACAGCCUGCAGUGAUAACCAUGGAAUCAAGCCCCCAACCCCAGAGCAGUAUCUCACUCCCCUGCAACAAAAGGAGGUGUGCAUACGUCAUCUACGAGCUCGGCUGAGGGACAACGUUGAAAGAUUACAACACAGGGAUUUUGAGAUAGAAGAGUUGAGGACUCAGCUGUUUAGGAUGCAGGAAGACUGGAUAGAAGAGGAAUGCCACCGUGUAGAAGCCCAGUUAGCCCUUAAAGAGGCCCGCAGGGAGAUCCAGCACCUCCAAGGGGUGGUAGAGUCAGUGAGAGCCAACCUGGGAGUCCCUGAACAAGGCCCCCAUGAGCACAAGCCAUACUCAGGACUGUGGGGUCCUCGGCCAGUAGGGAAAUCUCAGUCAUGUGGCUGUUCCCCAGCCAACACUCUGAGCCGAAGCACCACUCGCAACCGCUUGAGCAGCGAGGCACUGCAACUGGAGCAUAGCGUGCACGCUGCUGAGCCAAGUAGAGGAUCUUGCAUAUCAGGGCAAACCCACCUUCUGGAGGCAGCGGUGCCAUCAGAACAGUUACCAUCACAAGGCCUCAGUGGAGGUCCUUCAGCUGUGCUGAGCUCUUCUAAUUUUGAAAGGUUGUACAGCAGGGGUGCCGUGCUACCAAUGUCACACUCCUGCCAUACACUCAGCAGCAGCUACAAGUGUGAUGGACCAACCUACCUCCCCCAUCACCACUUGUUCCUGCACUUACCUCAGGAAGAAGUCCCAGUACCAACAUCAUCCGCUGCUACCACCAGUACCCCUAUCCCAACUCCUGCAGCAGAAAAGAAGCCAGAGGUCCGUUCCCAGGCCUGCAGCCCAACAAUGACCUGGCUAUGUGAGGAUAGUGCUGGUGAAGAGCUGAGCAUCAUUUCAUUAGCAACAGUGGACAUCAUCACCCCCUCAAUAAAACGCCAGUUUCCAACAUCUUUACCUCCCUCCUCCCAUUCUGAGAUUCCAGAAGAACUCCACACCAAGCAACCCCACCCUGUAAUGCAACCUCCAGUCAGCCUGGAGGUGACAGCGCUGGAGACUGAGGAGAACACUAAGGAGGAAUCCCAAAGCAUGAAUGAAGAUGGUUAUUCCUCUCAGCUGGGUCACUGGAGCAGUUCCUUCCUUGUCGAUCUGUUGGCUCUGGCAAUGCCAGUGGUCCCAACCAUGGCGUGGCUGUGUCGAGGAGGGACGCGGGACGUCAUGCCAGUCUAUCAAAUUGGGUCACUGUUAAGAGGUUGUUGUGCCGUGGCCCUCCAUUCACUUCGGCGCCAGAAUACAGCCAGACCUACCAGCAUGAAUGGAACACCACCAAUAUGACCAUUUGUUCUUCCUCUUAUUUGUUUUUAUUACUGUCAUAUAUUAGACCCUCCCUUUGUUCUAUUUGGAUUUAGAGAACAAAUGAUUAGUUUUUCCCAAUAGAUGCUUAUUCAAAUAUUCUUACUGCGACUGCCUGCAGUGCAUGUAACUUGUAGUUGGAUUAUGUUACUCAAAUCAAAAGCCCCCUCAGUGAAUUUACCCUAUGUGACCUGUUGUCUUGACAAAGAUUGUCUACAGAGUAAUAAAAGUACAAAAUAGUCA